Saimiri boliviensis boliviensis (Bolivian squirrel monkey) is the source of this 2496-nucleotide messenger RNA. It is a transcript of the gene PKM, whose product is annotated as pyruvate kinase M1/2. NCBI's taxonomy places the organism in Eukaryota, Metazoa, Chordata, Mammalia, Primates, Cebidae. The record is from RefSeq and is a predicted model, not a curated record. Gene Ontology annotation, molecular function: magnesium ion binding; potassium ion binding; pyruvate kinase activity. Gene Ontology annotation, biological process: glycolytic process.
GUAGUCCCCGCUCCCAACGAAAGGGCAACCUGCCCGUGAGUUCCGCCGCCGCCGCGCUUCCUCCUGAAGGUGACUGCGCCCGCGAGGACGCUGGGGGCGGGGCCCGGGUCGCGGGGAGCCGGGAUUGGGCAGGGGGCGGGGCGGCGGAGGGAUUGCGGCGGCUCGCAGAAGGAUAACCUUGAGGCUGAGGCUCGGCUCCCCGCACAGCAGCUGCGCAUCCCGGGCUUGCAGACCUCCUCGCGUUUGCAGCGUAGCCCGAGUCGGUCGGCACCCGAGGACCUCAGCAGCCAUGUCGAAGCCCCAUAGUGAAGCCGGGACUGCCUUCAUUCAGACCCAGCAGCUGCAUGCAGCCAUGGCCGACACAUUCCUGGAGCACAUGUGCCGCCUGGACAUUGACUCACCACCCAUCACAGCCCGGAACACUGGCAUCAUCUGUACCAUUGGCCCAGCUUCCCGAUCGGUGGAGACAUUGAAGGAGAUGAUUAAGUCUGGAAUGAAUGUGGCUCGUCUGAACUUCUCUCACGGAACUCAUGAGUACCACGCGGAGACCAUCAAGAAUGUGCGCGCAGCCACGGAGAGCUUUGCUUCUGACCCCAUCCUCUACCGGCCCGUUGCUGUGGCUCUGGACACUAAAGGACCUGAGAUCCGAACUGGCCUCAUCAAGGGCAGCGGCACUGCAGAGGUGGAGCUGAAGAAGGGAGCCACUCUCAAAAUCACGCUGGACAACGCCUACAUGGAGAAGUGUGACGAGAACAUCCUGUGGCUGGACUACAAGAAUAUCUGCAAGGUGGUGGAAGUGGGCAGCAAGAUCUAUGUGGAUGAUGGGCUUAUUUCUCUCCAGGUGAAGCAGAAAGGUGCUGACUUCCUGGUGACAGAGGUGGAAAAUGGUGGCUCCUUGGGCAGCAAGAAAGGUGUGAACCUUCCUGGGGCUGCUGUGGACUUGCCUGCUGUGUCAGAGAAGGACAUCCAGGACCUGAAGUUUGGGGUUGAGCAGGAUGUCGAUAUGGUGUUUGCGUCAUUCAUCCGCAAGGCAGCUGAUGUCCAUGAAGUGAGGAAGGUCCUGGGAGAGAAGGGAAAGAACAUCAAGAUCAUCAGCAAAAUCGAGAAUCAUGAGGGGGUUCGGAGGUUUGAUGAAAUCCUGGAGGCCAGUGAUGGGAUCAUGGUGGCUCGUGGUGAUCUAGGCAUUGAAAUUCCUGCAGAGAAGGUCUUCCUUGCUCAGAAGAUGAUGAUUGGGCGGUGCAACCGAGCUGGGAAGCCUGUCAUCUGUGCCACUCAGAUGCUGGAGAGCAUGAUCAAGAAGCCCCGCCCUACCCGGGCUGAGGGCAGUGAUGUGGCCAAUGCAGUCCUGGAUGGAGCUGACUGUAUCAUGCUGUCUGGAGAGACAGCCAAAGGGGACUAUCCUCUGGAGGCCGUUCGCAUGCAGCACCUGAUUGCCCGUGAGGCAGAGGCCGCCAUCUACCACUUGCAAUUAUUUGAGGAACUCCGCCGCCUGGCCCCCAUUACCAGCGACCCCACAGAAGCCACCGCCGUGGGUGCCGUGGAGGCUUCCUUCAAGUGCUGCAGUGGGGCCAUAAUCGUCCUCACCAAGUCUGGCAGGUCUGCUCACCAGGUGGCCAGAUACCGCCCACGUGCCCCCAUCAUUGCUGUGACACGGAAUCCCCAGACAGCUCGUCAGGCUCACCUGUACCGUGGCAUCUUCCCUGUGCUGUGCAAGGACCCCGUCCAGGAGGCCUGGGCUGAGGACGUGGAUCUCCGGGUGAACUUGGCCAUGAAUGUCGGCAAGGCCCGAGGCUUCUUCAAGAAGGGAGAUGUGGUCAUUGUGCUGACCGGGUGGCGCCCUGGCUCCGGCUUCACCAACACCAUGCGCGUUGUUCCUGUGCCGUGAUAGACCCCAGAGCCCCUCCUGCAGCCCCUGUCCCACCCGCUUCCCCCAACCCAUCCAUUAGGCCAGCAAUGCUUGUAGAGCUCACUCUGGGCUGUAACGUGGCACUGAUGGGCUGGGACACCAGAGAAGAAGUUAAAACGCCUCGCCGAAACAUGGCUGUGUUGACCGCCUGCUCUGGUGGGACAGCCCAGAGCCUGGCUGCCCAUCAUGUGGCCCCACCUAGUCAAGGGAAGAAGGAGGAAUGCCGGACUGGAGGCCCCAGGAGCCAGAUGGCAAGAGGGUGACAGCUUCCUUUCCUGUGUGUACUCUGUUCAGUUCCUUUAGAAAAUGGAUGCCCAGAGGACUCCCAACCCUGGUCUGGGGUCAGGAGACAGCCAGUGAGAGUUAGGGGCCUUGGCGCACAGAGCAGUUGUUCCAUUUAAGCCAACUCUGGCCCUGGCCCUUAUUGCUUCCCCAACCCGUGGGCCUCCCCAGUUCACACCUGUCCCCACCCUCCACUCAGCUGUCCUGCGGCAAACACUCCACCUUCCAUUUCCCCCCACUGACGCAGCACCUCCAGGCCUGUUGCUAUAGAGCCUACCUGUAUGUCAAUAAACAACAGCUGAAGCACC